AUGGUGUUCUUUCACAUUCUGUUCAUAUCAAAUCUGCUACUUGUUGCUAGUAAGCAAGUAGUCAUUUCCAAUGUUCUUCCUCGAUUGGACACAAAUGGAUCCUACGUCGAUGCACACGAUGGUUGUUUGGUUAAAUUCGAUAACACCUACUUUUUGUACGGCACAGUUUAUGGUAAAUGUCAUCAGUCCACAACAAUUUGCGAUGCUGUGUGUGGUUAUUUGAACAAUACGUUCGCUUUAUAUACUUCAACGGAUCUUGUCAAUUGGACAUUCAUCAGCAAUAACGUGGUGCCUGAAGUGACCAAAGAUAAUAAUCACAUUAAUUACUGGAUGCCAAACGUCGGUUAUAACACUCGUACAAAGCAAUACGUAAUGAUCUACUGGUCAAGUAGAUACGGCUUUCAAAAUUCCAUUGUUGCUCUUGCUGUUUCUUCAACACCGUUUGGACCGUUCGUGAAUGUCGCACCGUUGAAAAUGCAAGGUGGAAAAGUCAUUAGUAGUACUACUGGAUUAUUUGUCGACGAUGACAAUACAGCUUAUGUUCGAUACAAUACUCGUGAUUCCUCGUUGCGACAUGUGAUAGAAAAGCUUUCGCCAGAUUGGAUGACAAGCACCGGCCAGUUUUCGAUUAUCUUUCAAAAGCAAGAUUAUCCUUGGUAUGAAGGUGGAGGUGUUUUCAAACGAAAAGGAGUCUAUUACACGAUGAUCAACACCGAUUGUUGUUUCUGCCAAUGGGGAGCAGAUGCGCGUACAUUCGCUACCACUGAUGUUCUCGGUAAUUGGACUUAUAUUGGUCAAUUAAAUUACUGUGCUGAUGGAAAAGCUCCACCCGACCAUGUCGACAGUAUGUCCAUAAAUCCGUGUUCGCUUCCCGAUCCGUACGGUACGAAUUUUACCAUUCCAGCUCAACAGUUCAACGUAGCCACAUUACCGAUAUCAUCUCAAGAAACUCUCUACAUGUACUACGGCGAAAGAUUUCGUUCGAGCGCAGAUGGUAUCAAAGGUCACGAUUUUCAAGCUUGGAUACCAAUCGAAUUCACCAAUGAUGAUAUUCCAAAACCAAUGAAGUUCUAUGCUAAUUUUACUAUUAAUAUUCAAGAGGAACUUAUGUAA
Molecule: messenger RNA, 1113 nt
Organism: Adineta ricciae
Lineage: Eukaryota; Metazoa; Rotifera; Eurotatoria; Adinetida; Adinetidae
Source: the annotation of a GenBank genome assembly